Messenger RNA from Actinia tenebrosa (Australian red waratah sea anemone), 1006 nucleotides. RefSeq names its product DNA repair protein complementing XP-A cells homolog. Gene Ontology annotation, biological process: nucleotide-excision repair, DNA damage recognition; UV-damage excision repair; nucleotide-excision repair involved in interstrand cross-link repair. The record is from RefSeq and is a predicted model, not a curated record. Lineage: Eukaryota; Metazoa; Cnidaria; Anthozoa; Actiniaria; Actiniidae. Gene Ontology annotation, molecular function: damaged DNA binding. Gene Ontology annotation, cellular component: nucleotide-excision repair factor 1 complex.
AGCAACCUUUCAAAAUGGCGGAUUUUUCUCUUGCAUUUUGACUUUAGAAAUCGGAGCAUAAAAAUGUCUGAAUCAAAGCUGACAAAUGCGCAAAAGGCACGCAUAGAGCGCAAUAGACAAAAGGCAUUGCUUCUUCGAAGUUCUCGCCUAUCGAGUCGUCCGUAUCCUCAGAGAUCGAAGGAUGAUGAAUGUAGAGAAUCAGAGGUUACAUCUAGUAGUGGUGGUACUUGUGUUAGUUUAUCCAGGGUUGUGGAUUCUGGAGGAGGGUUCUUGUUAGAUGCAGAAGAAGAGGAGUUGAGUAGAGCACCAAUAAAUAUUGUUGAGCAACCAGCACCCAUCCUUGGAGGCCAUCAACUAGUUUGUACAAUAUGUAAUAAAGAAUUUAUGGAUUCAUUGAUUUUUCGGAUUUUUGAUGAAUGUAUUUGUGAUAGUUGCAGAGAAUCUGAUGAGACAGGGGACCUUAAAUUAAUUACCAAGACAGAUGCUAAGCAGAAAUUUCUAUUAAAAGAUGUAGAUUUGGACAUGAGAGAACCAAUAUUGAAAUUUCAAGUCAAGAAAAACCCUCACCAUUCCAGAGGAGAGAUGAAGCUUUAUUUGACCUGUCAGGUCAAAAAACGUGCUUAUGAAAUAUGGGGUGAUGAAGAAGGCUUGGAAGAAGCAAAAGAAGAAAGAAUAGAAAAGAGAGAAAUACAGAAACAGAAAAAGUUUGACAAGAAAGUGAAAGAAUUGCGUAAGGCUGUCCGUACCAGUACUUGGAGAAAAAACAUAUCCAAGCAUGAACAUGACUAUCCAAAAGAAGGAGAAGGAGGGGAAACAUAUGACGAGGAGACAGACUCAUGGACUAAGACUUGCAAGACUUGUGGAUAUCAGUUGACAUUUGAAAAAAUGUAAAAUAAUAUACUCAGAUAUUACAAUGUCUUUUGUUAGCUUGAUAAUAAUUCAGGAAACAUGUAAAUAGGUUUUCUUUAUUAAACCAAAUGAAAAUAAAAAAAUAUACAAUUAUGUA